Messenger RNA from Vittaforma corneae ATCC 50505, 948 nucleotides. RefSeq lists its product as uncharacterized. Bases 1 to 948 code for a protein of 315 amino acids. The transcript has a single exon. Lineage: Eukaryota; Fungi; Microsporidia; Nosematidae. The record is from RefSeq and is a predicted model, not a curated record.
AUGCAGCAUUUGGACCAUCUCUGGUACUCUGUCCAUCGGCCAGAUACACUAAAUAAGAUCCAUCUCCCGAUUGAAUCGCCAAACAUUUUUUCAAAAAUAUAUUUAAUCUACACAGCGGAAUGGUUUGCAUCGAUCUAUUUGUUGUUUGAAAGGUUUUCACCCAUGGAGGAAUACAUUGGGAAGAGUUUGAGAAUAAAAACCGAUGCCGGUCUGCUUGAAGGGAAAAUGUGCUCUAUUGAUGCAGAGAAUGGCAUACUUGUAGUUGAGAAUAAUAGCAAUCGGCAGGAGGUAAAGUUUGGCGACAUUGCCAAUAUUUCUCUUGCCGAUGAUGAAGACGAAAAGAGUGUGGCAGCGCCGCUCAAGGAAUCAGACAUGUAUAUGCUGCUUUACGAAGCCUUCAAUGUUUUUGGGCCGCUCGAGGAUCAUUUUAUUUAUACUAUUGCAUGCUCACUGAAAAAAUUUCUCAAAGACAUUGCUACUGCUAGUAUCAAAAUAAUUAUAGGGUCUGAUGACAUUUUUGGGCGAAUAGGCCUUUCCUUUGCUCGACUUGUUCUAGACAGAGCACAGAAGGUCUCCAUUGAGCUUAGAUGUGACAUCUAUGACGUAAACACAAUCAGGUACAAGAGUGUGUUUGAAAAUUCAGGAGGAUGUUUUAACCAAUAUUCAAAUGAAAGCGUCUUUACAUUGAUUCUCUUCGCUGCAAAUCGGAAUUUUAAUUUUUGUUUGGGAGAUUAUACUGCAGGCCAUGUGCUUUUACUGGACAUUCCUAGUGUUAUCGGCUUUCAGAAUUUUACUGGGCUAGGUCUUGGAUUUAUUCCUGAGCACUUUGCAAACUGCAACAAAUUUUAUUAUUUGAUUGAUGUAGGAUUUGGUAAAACACUUGCAAAGAAGUACAAGCUGCCACAGGACUUCAAAAAUAGCUUGGUGAAGAUUGAAGUUUACAAAUAA